CCUUGAUGUAUAUGUGGCCCACCUGACAGUUUUGCCAAUGGAGGAAUUCUACAGCAGAUAAACUGGAGCAGGAGGAUGGAAACCAGCCACGAAGAUCACUUCCUCAAGGGCUUAUGGGUGCCAAGUCUUCAGUCCACAAAAUGGAAUCUAUUAAGUGGCUUCCCAAGUCUCCUAAGCUGCAUGGGAGCCACAACUGGAAUUCCCAGGGCUCCCGUUGGGGUUCUUUGAAAGGAAAGGAGAGCACGCAAGGGGGCAGCCUGUACAAGUUCGGCUCAGUCAAGGAAAAGUGGAAGGAAGGGCGAAUCAGUCCUGAACAAGAAGCCGAGGAACUAGAGGAUCCUGAGGAGGAUGAGCCUAUAUCCAAAUUCUCUGGGAGUCUCUUUGAUUCCAGCGAUAACAUCCGGGACCAAAGAAGCGCUAAGGUUGGUCUUCAACAGGAGAAACCAAAAGCAGCAUCAAAGGGGAAAAGCUUUCCUGCAGCCAACAAGAAGCAGCAGGUUCCAGCUGCAGCAACUGCAAACAGCCUCCCAACAGAAGGCAACAGGUUUUCCAAGGAAAACAAAGACCAAGAGACAGCCCAGGCACCCUUGAAGAUAACCAUUACUGUGUGCAGUCAAAUGGGGAGUCUUGGUAUUAGCAUUGCUGGUGGAAAGGGCUCAUCUUCAUGUAAAGAAAAUGAUGAGGGAAUUUUAAUAUCCCAUGUGUCCAAAGAUGGCCCCGUUGAAUUGGAUGGGGUACAAUCUGAAGAGGAAGUAUUAGAGGAUGCUGCUAUUUCUGAACCCAGCACACCUGAUUCUGGUCCUGCAGAGAUACCAUCUAAAAGUGGCCCAUUUCAGACCAUAAACCAUGUUAUAACAAUACCUCGCAUCAUCCUUACACGCCCUUCGACUUCAGAUGAAGAUACGGACCAGUUACCACAAGAUCCUGAUGAUUUUGAGCCAGAGGAAACAGAGAAUACUGAAGGCCUCCUCUAUUCAGACUGUUUAAACAAUGCUUUUUACCCUCCUUAA
Sceloporus undulatus (fence lizard) is the source of this 1010-nucleotide messenger RNA. RefSeq names its product protein scribble homolog. The record is from RefSeq and is a predicted model, not a curated record. The transcript has 7 exons. NCBI's taxonomy places the organism in Eukaryota, Metazoa, Chordata, Lepidosauria, Squamata, Phrynosomatidae. Gene Ontology annotation, molecular function: protein binding. The coding region runs from base 114 to 1010 and encodes 298 amino acids.